AGUUGUCAAAGUUCCGGCGUCUCAGUGGUUUGUUUACAUCCCAAAAAUUGUGGCUUUUCUGGGAUUUUCCUGUGCUGACCAGUGAAAAUUGGUGUCCAGAAUGAGUUCAGGAGGCAUGCUAUAUGGUGGUGAUGAAAUCGGAGCGCUGGUCUUCGAUCCAGGCCACCAAUCACUCAGAGUUGGGUAUGCCCAAGAGGACACGCCAAAAGCGGAAAUUCCGGCUGUUGUGGGUGUGGGGCCCGACAACAGUACUCCAAUUACGGAUCUUGAGGCUCGGCCUGACAAUAAUAUCACACCCAGCAAGAAUUUCAAGUACUAUGUCGACACAACAUUCUUGAACGUCCCGCGAGCUGGACUGGAAGUGCAAACAUACAUGAAGGAUGGCAUGAUUGACAACUGGGAUCUGUUUGAGAAGGUCCUGGACUAUGUUUACGCCAAGGUGAUCCAAUCGGAGUCUGAGUAUCAUCCAGUGUUGUUUUCCGAAGCUUCAUGGAACAUCAGGAAUAACCGGGAAAGGCUGACUGAGCUGAUGUUUGAGAAGUACAAUGUACCAGCUUUUUUCUUGGUAAAGAACGCAGUUCUGGCCGCUUUUGCCAACGGUAGAGCUACGGCUCUAGUUGUGGACAGUGGAGCCACUCACACCUCAGCGAUUCCUGUCCAUGAAGGAUACGUCUUGACUCAGGCUAUCAUCAAGUCUCCUCUCGGAGGAGACUAUUUGUCCAUGCAAUGCCGCCAAUAUCUGGAAGCUCAGGGCAUUGAUUUAACCCCGGCGUACUGCAUUCAGACAAAGGACGUCAUCAAGGAGAGAGACACGCCGCGCUUCGUCUUGAAAAAUCUCCCUGAAAAGAUGACAGCCUCUUGGCAGCAAUACAUGCUACGAUCACUCCUCCAAGAUUAUCAGAUGUCCGCGGUGCAGGUGUUGGAGUCGCCGUACGACGAGCGAACUGCCGCACAGAUUCCAGCUGUUCACUACGAGUUCCCAACUGGCUAUCAUCAGGACUUCGGCUCCGAACGCUUCAAGCUGGCAGAGAGUCUCUUCGAUCACACGAUGCUGGGCGCCGGCCAGUUGGCAUCCACCAGCGUGGGAAUGUGCGACGCCGACGUGAGGCUGUCUCUCUACGGAUCCGUCGUGGUGACUGGCGGGAAUUCCCUGCUCCAGGGCUUCCCAGAGCGCCUCAACCGUGAUCUGCAACUUCGCGCUCCGUCUAACACGAGACUCAAGAUGAUUUCGGCCAACGGUAGUAUUGAGAGGCGCUUCGGAGCGUGGAUUGGAGGAUCGAUUCUCGCCAGCAUCGGAACAUUCCAGCAGAUGUGGAUCUCAUCGCAGGAAUACGAGGAGUCUGGCAAGAGUCAGGUGGAGAGGAAAUGUCCGUAGAGACGCAAUCAUGAUUAGGAUAAGUUGAUGGAUUUCUCAUAUGUAUUGUGCUGAGCUGAUUGAAUUUUCAAGACUCCACGGUAUGUUUUCAUUUCUUUUUUGUUCAGAGAUUUUUGGGGAAAA
This is a messenger RNA of Phlebotomus argentipes, 1498 nucleotides long. It is a transcript of the gene Bap55, whose product is annotated as actin-like protein 6B. Gene Ontology annotation, biological process: nervous system development; regulation of transcription by RNA polymerase II. Lineage: Eukaryota; Metazoa; Arthropoda; Insecta; Diptera; Psychodidae. The record is from RefSeq and is a predicted model, not a curated record. Gene Ontology annotation, cellular component: SWI/SNF complex; NuA4 histone acetyltransferase complex. The transcript has 4 exons. Bases 101 to 1375 code for a protein of 424 amino acids. Gene Ontology annotation, molecular function: chromatin binding.